This is a messenger RNA of Cooperia oncophora, 636 nucleotides long. The record is from the annotation of a GenBank genome assembly. Lineage: Eukaryota; Metazoa; Nematoda; Chromadorea; Rhabditida; Trichostrongylidae.
AUGGUACAAAAAUUCCUAUUUAUAACCUACUACGUUCACGAAAGGCAGUUUGAAAAAGCAGCGGAAAGUUCCACUGAGGUUUAUACGACUUGCCAACGAUCGGCCACCUUACAACGUCGUCAUUCCACUUACCAGGAUAUUGACGGAAAUGACGAACAUAGCCAGGUGAUGGACCUUGAUCGAAUAUUGAGCACUCGUAUAGACGGGCUUGAAAUCGCUUUUGAACGGACGAAAGCAUGGAGCAAUUACUCAAAAGAUCUCUUAUCAUACAUCCGAGCACGCCUUCAACUGGAAGUGGAACAUGCUCGAAAAGUGACGACGCUGGUCGAGCAAUGUAGGCGGGAUAUUUCCAAGCCGUUCAUGCCACUGCGGGAUGUGUUCGAAAGCAGUUUCGAUAGUGAUAUUGACUUGGUUGGCAGGACAAAGGAGACUACCGAUCAUCUCAAGGCACGAGUCGUUGAGCCAGAGUAUGAUCCCUUCUUCCCCUACAAUAAAAUACACCCCCUUGAUGGCCCAAUGAUGCUGUACCGUUCGUCUCCACUCUGGCGCUCGAUGCCUCGACGUAAGGAACACGACAUCCAGCGUGGUGCCUUGAAGCUGGAAUGGUCCAAACUUACCAAAUCAUUGGUGAGUUAA